Cottoperca gobio is the source of this 2422-nucleotide messenger RNA. Its product is annotated as putative monooxygenase p33MONOX. Gene Ontology annotation, cellular component: cytoplasm. The transcript has 9 exons. Lineage: Eukaryota; Metazoa; Chordata; Actinopteri; Perciformes; Bovichtidae. The record is from RefSeq and is a predicted model, not a curated record. The coding region runs from base 407 to 1429 and encodes 340 amino acids.
GUUUCGGAGGAUCACUUCCGCAUGCUCUGUUGGCAGAGAGGAGCAUUCAGUUCACUGUUGCUGUGUGGACGUCUCAGCGCUAUGUUUACUCUCUGCAUGUCCAAAAGUCAUGGAUAAACCAACCGAUGAACAAACAUACAGUAUUUGUCUGUCAAGUCGGCUCCACUGUGACAAAGAAAUCCGCUGUGGCUGUGGAAUAGUUUAACAGGAGAGGACAUGUUGAGAUGAGAGGCUGGUAUAUGAGGGGGACUGACAUAAACUGAUAUUAUUGACAGUGCUGUAACAAGACUCCGUUUCUAUUUGGAGCAGCUACACUUCUGACUGACAUCAACGCCUAAGUGGGUGGACCUCCAUAUUGUCAUCCUACAGAGUCUCCUGUGGUCAGCCGCUCUGAUCUGGUGUCAAAAUGGCCUCACGGCGGGGAGACAUUCCAGCACUUGAGUCUGGCAUGUCGUCCGGACUCUUUGGUGCCUUUUCAACUCCCGUUGGAAUGACUCGGCGCAAUGUCAGCUAUGACGAGCUCAUGGAUGCCACCAUGCAUUCACCACCUCCAGACUUCAGUGUGAACAUCUUAUGGAAAGACCCUGUCAUCCCACAGCACAAGUUCAGGAACACUGCAGAGGAAGGCAAGAGUGGUGGCAAGUUGCUGACUUUUGAGGCACCAUCAUCAGUCAAUUCCCCAGUGCCUGUGGUGAAAGCCAAAGCCACCUCUUUCAUGAGCUCACUUAUGAUUAAGCAGACCCAGGAGAACCUACAGAAGUUUGAGCACCGGGCAGGGCUCACUGAUGCUGGGUAUUCUCCCCACAAGGGGCUCCCUGCUGAGGAGACCUGCUUUCACCGACUAGGUGACGCCACAAUACCAAAGUUGAGAAUGCCAACCGGGGACUUCAAGGAGGACAGGUGUACAACAUCAGCACAAUCCACCCCAAGUGUCACCCCUUGUGUCACCCCCUCCGUAACACCCAGCGUCACCCCCUGUGUUACUCCCCACACAUCACCGGCUGUUAGUCGCAGGAGCUGGUUCCAGCUGAGUCCUGCGCCUUUUCUUGCCACCCCAGAGCUCAGUUGUUCCAACCCCAGCACAGACAUGGGAGGAAACGAGGGUGGAGGUGGAGGAAGUGGAGGAGGAGGAGGAGGAGGAGGAGGAGAGAGGUGGAGCUUCUUUGGAACUCGACCUGUGGUACAGAAGUCCCCCACUGAUCCAGGCUGUGAUACAAACACAGGCUUUUCAUUGCAGUCCUACUUCGGCAUGCAUAAGUCCUCUACCAUGGAUAGCACAAACACCCAGGUCAACUUCAAGAUGGACGAUCCUGCCAACUUCAUGCCCCCCAAGAUUGAAAUCCCAGGCAUUGAGGCCAAACGGGCACCCACACGGCCACACAAACUUAAACCUCGGGACAUGAAUGUUUUAACACCUUCGGGCUUCUAAAGCCAGACCUGUGUAGUAACACCUCUGUACCAUAUCUUUCCUCCGUCUGGUAGCUCAUUUGCUUUCUUGCCUUUCUCUGUCCCUUCUGCCUCCCUGCCAAUUCACUGAGGCUGAGCGGAAUGAGGAUCACCUAUAGUAUUAGCUUGUCCAGCCCCUUAGACAUCACCGCACUGUUACUCCUCCCAGCUAACCUACGCUGAUGGAUUGCCAUCUUUCAUAAGCCCACACUCUCCCCUUCAUAACUUUUCAGGCUCAUUGAUCCAAAUAAAACGCCAUAUGAAGUAACUUAAUUUGUCAUUCCCAAUGUUGGUAUUGCUUUGAAGUAUUAUUGUUAUUCUGUCAUGUAAUGGAAGCAUUGGCAUGCAUUGCUUUGCCUUCCUCUUCCCAUUGUCAAUAAUGGCAUGAGAUUGAAGUUGUUGAAAUGUCAGUCCUUUGCUCAAGCUAAUCACUUUAGCAUUGUCUCUCAUACAACUGACCAGCUAUUUCAAUCCGUAGUGCUCAGUUGCCUCCAUUUUUUGUAUUUUAUUUUAUUUUUGAAUAAGCUCGCAGAUUUGUAGUUGUAGUGCUUUUCUCUGUUCGCAUGCAGAGUAGAGUGUGGGAUGACUAAUAUUGUGCCUAAACUUGCAGCAUGUUUGCUUUAUCUAAGUACAACUUUUGUUUUUAUCAUGGAAGAACAUCUUAUUUUACCUAGUGAGAGUGUAUGACUGAUGACCUGAAGUGAUUGUUUUUAUUUUUCAUUAUCUCAACUUAAGUAUGUUAAUAUUGUUCUGCUUUAAAUCAACAUUUAUUCUAAAUAAUAGUAUGUUGGGUUUAUUACAUUUUUUAUAUUUCAUCACAAUAUUAUUUUAACAUGCGUUCAAUUUUGCAUUCAGUCACAAUACAAGAAUCCCUGCUGUUUUAUUUGAAAAAAGUUGAAUUUCAAUAACUAAUUGCACAAGGGAGAUAGUAUCCCACUUAGAUCUGUAAAUAAAUAUGAUACUAAUAAGCAAAAAA